GCCAGGGAGCCAGGGGAUAGUGAGGAACAGGCAGACAUGCAGCCAGGGCUCUGGGGCCUGGACAGGGGCAGUCGGGCCCCUUGACAGGAAGACCCCCGAGCCCUGGGCCGGGGAGGGGCCAUGGUGCUGCCUGCCCAACAUGUCAGCCGAAGUGCGGCUGAGGCGGCUCCAGCAGCUGGUGCUGGACCCUGGCUUCCUGGGGCUGGAGCCCCUGCUCGACCUUCUCCUGGGCGUCCACCAGGAGCUGGGCACCUCCCACCUGGCCCAGGACAAGUAUGUGGCCGACUUCUUGCAGUGGGUGGAGCCCAUUGCAGCGAGGCUUAAGGAGGCCCGACUGCAGAGGGAUGACUUUGAGAUUCUGAAGGUGAUCGGGCGCGGGGCAUUCAGUGAGGUAGCGGUGGUGAAGAUGAAGCAGACGGGCCAGGUGUAUGCCAUGAAGAUUAUGAAUAAGUGGGACAUGCUGAAGAGAGGCGAGGUGUCGUGCUUCCGGGAAGAGAGGGACGUGUUGGUAAAUGGGGACCGGCGCUGGAUCACGCAGCUGCACUUCGCUUUUCAGGAUGAGAACUACCUGUACCUGGUCAUGGAGUACUACGUGGGCGGGGACCUGCUAACGUUGCUGAGCAAGUUUGGAGAACGGAUCCCUGCCGAGAUGGCGCGUUUCUACCUGGCCGAGAUUGUCAUGGCCAUAGACUCCGUGCACCAGCUGGGCUACGUGCACAGGGACAUCAAACCCGACAACAUUCUGUUGGACCGCUGUGGGCACAUCCGCCUGGCGGACUUUGGCUCCUGCCUCAAGCUGCGUGCGGAUGGAACGGUGAGGUCGCUGGUUGCUGUGGGCACCCCAGACUACCUGUCUCCUGAGAUUCUGCAGGCCGUGGGUGGAGGGCCUGGGACAGGCAGCUACGGACCCGAAUGUGACUGGUGGGCGCUGGGCGUGUUCGCCUAUGAAAUGUUCUACGGGCAGACACCCUUCUAUGCGGACUCCACAGCUGAGACAUAUGCCAAGAUCGUGCACUACAAGGAGCACCUGUCUCUGCCUCUAGCAGACUCGGGGGUCUCUGAGGAAGCUCGAGAUCUCAUCCAGGGGCUGCUCUGUCCCGCUGAGGUGCGGCUGGGACUGGAUGGAGCAGAUGAUUUCAGGAAGCAUCCUUUCUUCUUUGGUCUUGAUUGGGAAGGCCUCCGAGACAGUGUGCCCCCCUUUACACCGGACUUUGAGGGUGCCACCGACACAUGCAACUUCGAUGUGGUGGAGGAUGGGCUCACUGCCAUGGUGAGCGGGGGCGGGGAGACCCUGUCAGACAUGCAGGAAGACAUGCCGCUGGGUGUCCAUCUGCCUUUUGUGGGCUACUCCUACUCGUGCAUGGCCCUCAGGGACAGUGAGGUCCCAGACCCCACCCCUAUGGAACUGGAGGCCCUGCAGUUGCCUGAGCCAUGUGUGCAAGUUCCCAGUAUGGAGGCUCCGGUGUCCCCACCCGAGGAAGUGGCUGAAGUGGCCGGCCCAGCGGCUGUCCCCACAGCAGCAGAGGCAGAGGUGGAGGCCGAGCUAACGCUGCGGGAGCUCCAGGAAGCCCUGGAGGAGGAGGUGCGCACGCGGCAGAGCUUGAGCCGGGACCUGGAGGCCAUCCGCACCGCCAACCAGAACUUCGCCAGCCAACUUCGGGAGGCCGAGGCCCGGAACCGAGACCUGGAGGCGCAUGUUCGGCAGCUGCAGGAGCGGAUGGAGUUGCUGCAGGCCCCGGGAGCCGCAGCUGUCACGGGGGUCCCCAGUCCCCGGGCCACGGAUCCACCUUCCCAUCUAGAUGGCCCCCCGGCCGUGGCUCUGGGCCAGUGCCCGCUGGUGGGGCCAGGCCCCAUGCACCGCCGCCACCUGCUGCUCCCUGCCAGGGUCCCUAGGCCUGGCCUAUCGGAGGCGCGUUGCCUGCUCCUGUUCGCCGCUGCUCUGGCUGGUGCCGCCACCCUGGGCUGCACUGGGUUGGUGGCCUGCGCCGGCCAUCUCACCCCAGUCUGGUGUCUCCCAGGAGCCAUCUUCACCCCCUGAACCCUAAAAGCCCAGACCGGCCUCCAUUCAGGCUACUUUGGAAGGCUGGGUGACCCGGGGAAGGCCCUGGAGCUUGCCUCUGUCUCCAGGUCCACACCCCUGCGAUGGUGGGUCGCCCAGCUCCGCGCCUGUGAUCCGGUCCCGAACCCUGGCGGCCGGGGAGGGAGGAGCAGGGCUGGCGCGCAGAAACCGGGUUCCCGGAGGGCCAUGAGUGGGGCUGCUGCUGGGCGGGGAUAGUCCAUCGCUUCUCUCCUCCGCCCCGACGUGGAUGGGCAAACUGCGCCCAGAGAAGGCAGCAGGCCUGGGCUCAGCCAUCCGAUUUUCACCCUUGACGCCUCCAGCCAUCGCUCGUGAACUACAGAUCCUUGCGCAUGAGCCCCUGUUCUCUGGGGACGUUCCCUUCCCGCAGCGAACCAGGAGUACGACCUCCGCCAGCUCCCACGGGGGCCUUUUGCUUCGUCCAGUCCCGCUUUGGGGGUUCCCAAGACCCCUUCCUCACACUGCUGUCGGAGCACAGCUGCACACCGCCCCCCCCCAAGGCCGCGUGGAUAUUUAUUGACCUUAUCCUCCGACCCGCCAACAGGCUCCAGGACCCCCAGCACCCUGACCCACGUUUGGAUGCACUGAGACUCGACAUUCCUCGGUAUUUAUUGUCUGUCCCCACCUAGGACCCCACCCCCGACCCCUGCGAAUAAAAGACCCUCUCAUCCGCCCUAA
Molecule: messenger RNA, 2755 nt
Organism: Nannospalax galili (Upper Galilee mountains blind mole rat)
Lineage: Eukaryota; Metazoa; Chordata; Mammalia; Rodentia; Spalacidae
Gene: Dmpk
Product: DM1 protein kinase
Exons: 15
Coding region: 140-2038 (632 amino acids)
Biological process (GO): actomyosin structure organization; peptidyl-threonine phosphorylation
Cellular component (GO): cytoplasm; cytoskeleton
Molecular function (GO): protein serine/threonine kinase activity; ATP binding
Source: RefSeq, a predicted model, not a curated record